Messenger RNA from Clupea harengus (Atlantic herring), 1845 nucleotides. It is a transcript of the gene gpd1a, whose product is annotated as glycerol-3-phosphate dehydrogenase 1a. Gene Ontology annotation, biological process: carbohydrate metabolic process; glycerol-3-phosphate catabolic process. Gene Ontology annotation, molecular function: glycerol-3-phosphate dehydrogenase [NAD(P)+] activity; NAD binding; protein homodimerization activity. Gene Ontology annotation, cellular component: cytosol. The record is from RefSeq and is a predicted model, not a curated record. NCBI's taxonomy places the organism in Eukaryota, Metazoa, Chordata, Actinopteri, Clupeiformes, Clupeidae.
GGGGCGGGAUUGUAGCAUAAUAGGCCAAGCAGCCGCUUGUGGGUGACUGAAAUUUACAGCUUGAAUCGAGGAUACCCCGCAGUGCUGCAAGUCGCGUGAUUGAAACUGAAGCAAUGGCUAAGAAAGUUUGCAUUGUUGGCUCUGGAAACUGGGGCUCUGCCAUUGCCAAAAUUAUUGGAGCAAAUGCUGCACAGAACCCAAAGUUUGACAAUGUCGUCAACAUGUGGGUUUUCGAGGAGAUGGUGGAUGGACGCAAGCUCACAGAGAUCAUUAACAUAGAUCACGAGAACGUGAAGUACCUGCCUGGGCGAAAACUUCCAGAUAAUGUGUUGGCAGUGCCAGACCUGGCGGAGGCUGCCAAUGGAGCCGACAUCUUGGUGUUCGUUAUUCCUCAUCAGUUCAUUGGGAGAGUGUGUGACACCAUUAAGGGGAAGAUAAAAAAGGAUGCUCUUGGACUCUCACUGAUAAAGGGAGUGGAUGAGGGCCCUGAUGGCCUGAAGCUGAUUUCCGACGUCAUCCAGGAGAAGCUGGGCAUCACCGUCAGUGUUCUGAUGGGGGCCAAUAUUGCCAAUGAGGUAGCAGAUGAGAAAUUCUGCGAGACAACCAUUGGUAGUAAGAACAAAACGGAUGGUGCUUUACUGAAAGAGCUCAUGCAGACGAAGAAUUUCCGCAUCACAGUAGUGGAGGAGUCUGAUGUGGUGGAAAUCUGUGGAGCACUCAAGAACAUAGUAGCAGUGGGUGCGGGCUUUUGCGACGGGCUGGGAUUCGGUGACAACACCAAAGCGGCGGUGAUCAGGCUCGGCCUCAUGGAGAUGAUCGCCUUCACUCGCCUCUUCUGCACCGCUGGACCCGUCUCCCCUGCAACCUUCUUGGAGAGCUGCGGCGUCGCCGACCUCAUCACCACCUGUUACGGCGGACGCAACCGCAAAGUUUCUGAGGCCUUCGCCAAGACUGGGAAGUCUUUAGAGGAGCUGGAGAAGGAGAUGCUGAACGGCCAGAAGCUUCAGGGUCCAGCCACAGCAGCAGAGGUCCAUCACAUCCUCAAACUCAAAGACCUGCUGGACAAGUUCCCUCUCUUCACUGCAGUCUAUGAGAUAUGUUACCAGGGCCGUCCAGUCUCAGAAUUCAUUGACUGUCUACAAAACCACCCAGAGCACAUGUGAGCAAGGUCUUCAGGAGGCCUUGACUGCCUACGUUCUGUCUCUCUGUGUGUGUGUGUGUGUGUGUGUGUGUGUCUGUUUGUCUUUGAUAAUAUGACCAUGGUAAAAAAGUGUCGUCCAGAUUCACUCUCAGAACCAUCAGAGUAACUUCAGUCUAACACAUUUCUGAUUUUCCUCACUUACACACACACAUACAUAUAAUUAAUAUACACAAACACACAUACAUAUAAAUAAUAUACAUACACACAAACAUACAUAUAAAUAAUAUACACACACAUUCUCCUGGAACAUGAGUGGCUAAAUUAUUUUAUUUCAUCUUCAGAUGGGUCUGUUGGGAUAAUGGUAAACAAUUUGUGUGGAAAGCUGGAAGAGGUGUAUGUGUAAUGUGUGUGUGUGAGUGCAAGAAUGAGAGACUGGGUACUCCAGGCUCCUGCCCCUGAGCUGACAGUGAACAUCGACUGGUCUCCUGUGAUCACUAGGCAGCUAUGAGAGGGAUGUCAGCCUCCAGUGAUGCAUCUCAUCUCUGUCUAAACGCACAAGUUUCACUGGUAGUACUGGAACGGCCUUAAAUCUCAUGCCUGACUCAAUCAUCAGUAUUAACACAAGCCAAAACAAGAGAAGUCAAUGUAUCACCACCAUUGUGCCUUUGACCUUGAACAUUAAAGUCCUCAUGGAUUUUAUACCA